This is a messenger RNA of Ipomoea triloba (trilobed morning glory), 2642 nucleotides long. RefSeq names its product G-type lectin S-receptor-like serine/threonine-protein kinase At4g27290. Gene Ontology annotation, biological process: protein phosphorylation; recognition of pollen. Bases 62 to 2509 code for a protein of 815 amino acids. NCBI's taxonomy places the organism in Eukaryota, Viridiplantae, Streptophyta, Magnoliopsida, Solanales, Convolvulaceae. The record is from RefSeq and is a predicted model, not a curated record. Gene Ontology annotation, molecular function: ATP binding; protein serine/threonine kinase activity. The transcript is spliced from 6 exons.
AAUCUUGUGACAGUCCAGAUUACACCUAAAAUAACCAAACAAAAAGAAAGGGUAUGUGAAAAUGAGAGCUGGUUUCCUGCAUUUUCUGUUUCCACUCUUCUUGCUUUCCCAGGCAAGGGAUACAAUCACUUCUACUCAAUUCCUGAGAGAUGGCAAAACCAUCAUUUCGUCUGGUGGGCACUUUGAGAUGGGGUUUUUCAGCAGCCCUGCUGGUUCCAUAAACCGAUACGUCGGUAUAUGGUACAAUCAAAUCUCUGUUCAAAUAGUAAUAUGGAUUGCCAACAGAGAAACUGCCCUAACAUCAUCCUCAGCUGUCUUGAAGAUCGUUCAGCCCGGGCGGUUAGUUCUAAUUGAUGGCAGCAAUAAUUCGACUAUAUGGUCCACGAAUGCAUCAAAAUCAGUUCAGAAUCCGGUGGCGCAACUUCUGGAUUCAGGGAAUCUUGUGGUGAGAGAUGCAGAGGACGAAAGCCCGGAGAAUUUUAUCUGGCAGAGUUUCGAUUACCCAACUGAUACUUAUUUUCCAGGCAUGAAGCUCGGGUGGAAUUUCGAAACAGGCCACGAGGUAUACGUUACAGCAAGGAAGACUGAUGAUGAUCCAGCUUCAGGGCAAUUCACACUUCACUUAGAUCCAUCCGGGUACCCACAAAUCGUAAUCAAGAACGGGUCGAAAGAGAUUUAUAAAACAGGACCCUGGAAUGGUCUGCAAUUGAGUGGAACACUUGGAAUAAAUCCAGAUAAUCCUCACUACAAGUUUAAAGUGUACAUGAGCCCAACUGAGGUUUAUGCCAGAUAUGAUAUUUUUAACAAUUGGAUCAUAACAAGGAUUGUUUUGGCUAGUUCUGGAGUUUUUGAAUGUAUUCCAUGGGUGAAACAGGCUCAAAGUUGGGCCAGUUACAUCAAAUACCCUUCAGAUGUUUGUGACAGCUAUGGAAUAUGUGGGGCAAAUGGGAUAUGUAGCAUGGCUAAUUCCCCAGUUUGUGGAUGUUUGGAAAAGUUCACAAAGAGCAAUAAUACUGAAGGGGAAUGGGUUGAUUGGUCUGAUGGUUGCCAAAGGAGGAAACCUCUGAAAUGCAAGAAUGGAACAGAUGGGUUCAACAAGUAUUCCGGUAUAAAAUUGCCAGACACUAAGAAUUCUUGGUUCAACACAACUAUGAACCUAAAAGAGUGUGAGGUCACAUGUAUGAAGAAUUGCUCUUGCACUGCAUAUUCAAGUUUGGAUAUACGCAAUGGAGGGAGUGGUUGUUUGCUUUGGUUUAAUGAUUUGAUUAACAUUCGAGUUAUGUCUUUGAAUGGGCAAGACAUUUAUAUCAGACUUGAUUCCUCUGAGAUAUCAGAAACAAUUACUACAGAAGGACCUCAUCCUAGGAUUCCUAGCUCAAAGGGGAAGAAAGUAAAAAUCAUCUUUGGAUGUUUGUUACCGCUCACUUCUAUGGUCCUGCUUGGCCUGAGCCUUGGUUUGUAUUUCUAUAAAAAGAGUAAAAAGGAAAUGAAGGUGAAAGAGUGGUUAGACCUACCGUUAUUUGACCUGCCUACGAUAUUAAGAGCUACAAAUAAUUUUUCAAACAAUAACAAGCUUGGAGAAGGUGGAUUUGGAACUGUUUACAAAGGAGUUCUAGAAGACUUACAGGAAAUUGCAGUGAAGCGGCUUUCAAAGACUUCCACACAAGGUGUAGAAGAGUUCAAGAAUGAAGUUGUAUACAUUGCCAAGCUUCAACAUCGAAAUCUAGUGAAGCUUCUAGGAUGUUGUAUACAAGGAGAAGAAAAGAUUUUGGUCUAUGAAUACAUGGCAAAUAAAAGCUUGGAUACCUUCAUAUUUGAUGAAGCAAAGAGUAAACUGCUUGAUUGGCCAGAGCGCCUUUCCAUUAUUAAUGGAAUUGCACGAGGACUAAUGUAUCUUCAUCAAGAUUCCCGGCUAAGGAUUAUUCAUAGAGAUCUUAAAGCAAAUAAUGUUUUGUUAGAUAACAAGAUGAAUUCUAAGAUUUCAGACUUUGGGUUGGCAAGAAGCUUGGGAGGUGGUGAUGCAUCAAGAGCAAAUACAAAUCGUAUUGUUGGGACACAUGGAUACAUAUCUCCGGAAUAUGCAAUGAACGGAGUGUUUUCAGUAAAAUCAGAUACGUUUAGUUUUGGAGUUUUAUUGUUGGAGAUUGUGACGGGCAAAAGAAAUAGAGAGUUUUCCCAUUCUGACCAUAGUCUCAACCUAAUCAGUCAUGCAUGGAAGCUUUAUAAAGAAAACAGAGCAUUGGAACUAAUUGAUGAAUGUCUAGCUCCAUCAUGUGAUGAAUCUCAAGUUCUAAGGUCUAUUCAUGUCGGUCUAUUAUGUGUCCAACAACAUCCAGAUGAUAGACCAACUAUGUCUUCUGUUAUAUCAAUGUUGUCCAAUGACAACACUUUACCUAAAGUAAAAGAGCCCGGAUUUUUCACAGAAGAAAGAAUAAACAAAGACGAUUGCUCACAGGGACAACCGAGUUCAGGAAAUGAGUGCAGCAUCACUGUCUUGGAUCCUCGGUAGAACACAAACAAUAAAAUCCUAAGAUAAGUAAUUUCCCUUAGCUUAUAGUAAAAGAAGUACUACUGUAUUUUUUUUUCUCAUAGUAUGUGGUUGAAAUGAUUGAUAUUUUAUAUAAAAUAUUAUUUGCACUCCC